Messenger RNA from Rattus norvegicus (Norway rat), 1085 nucleotides. RefSeq names its product transgelin 3 (gene Tagln3). The record is from RefSeq and is marked validated. Gene Ontology annotation, cellular component: synapse; nucleus. The transcript is spliced from 5 exons. Lineage: Eukaryota; Metazoa; Chordata; Mammalia; Rodentia; Muridae. Bases 147 to 746 code for a protein of 199 amino acids.
GGAUCCUCGCACCAACAGCGGCUGAAUGUUGAGACAGCCUUUCUCCCACCUUCUCUGGGAAUCUCUAGCAAAGUGCUGCUGAGAGCCGGGAGCAAGCAACCAUCGCCCACCCCCUACCGUCUGUCUGAGGGGUUAGGCUCACUAAGAUGGCUAACAGGGGUCCGAGCUACGGCUUAAGCCGAGAGGUGCAGGAGAAGAUUGAGCAGAAAUAUGACGCGGACCUGGAGAACAAGCUGGUGGACUGGAUCAUCCUGCAGUGUGCUGAGGAUAUAGAGCACCCGCCCCCGGGCAGGACCCAUUUUCAGAAAUGGUUGAUGGACGGGACGGUCCUGUGCAAGCUGAUAAACAGUUUAUAUCCACCAGGACAAGAACCCAUCCCCAAGAUCUCAGAGUCAAAGAUGGCUUUUAAGCAGAUGGAGCAAAUCUCUCAGUUCCUGAAGGCUGCCGAGGUCUAUGGCGUCAGGACCACUGACAUUUUUCAAACAGUGGAUCUAUGGGAAGGGAAGGACAUGGCAGCUGUGCAGAGGACUCUGAUGGCUCUGGGAAGCGUUGCAGUUACCAAGGAUGAUGGCUGCUACCGGGGAGAGCCGUCCUGGUUUCACAGGAAAGCCCAGCAGAAUCGGAGAGGAUUUUCAGAGGAGCAACUUCGCCAGGGACAGAAUGUCAUAGGCCUGCAGAUGGGCAGCAACAAGGGUGCCUCCCAGGCAGGCAUGACGGGGUACGGGAUGCCCAGGCAGAUCAUGUAAGAUGUUGUAUAGUGAGUGCCCCCUGGUAGAGAGGACGGAUGUUCCGCACCACAGUCUGUGACAAAGAAUUAGGUAGUCACCUUCUCACCUUCUCUUUCUCAAAGCCUUCUGUCCCCUGUUCUUGCAAAGUGCUGCACUUCUGCUGAGAAUCCACGCUGCCUACUGCUGCCUACUGCUGCCACCUUCUGUUCCUUUAGAACUAUGCAAAGACUGCCCUUCCUCUCGCUGACCUCCUGUGCCCUAAGAUCUCAGUUUGUUUGAUUAUUUAUUUAUUUAUUUGCCAAAAAAAAUUUCUCUCCUUGACUUACAGAACGUACCUAAUAAACAAAUUAGUCUGUG